Messenger RNA from Vicia faba (fava bean), 453 nucleotides. Lineage: Eukaryota; Viridiplantae; Streptophyta; Magnoliopsida; Fabales; Fabaceae. The record is from the annotation of a GenBank genome assembly.
AUGGACUUCAAACACAACGCCACCGUUCUUUUUCAGUCUCGCUCGUUUCUUAAUCUCCAUCUGAUUUCGUUCUUCCGCAAUCCAAACUUCAUCGUGACUCCACUCAAUCUCUUGCCUCACUUCCAUUCACCAGCUUCUUCGAUGAGUGUUUUAUGCCAUACAUAUACGCAAAAAGGACCUAAGAGAUUGAAGAAACUAGGGGAAGGUGUGAAAGGGGUGUAUAUCUCGAUAGACGUGGAUUGUCUUGAUCCUGCAUUUGCUCCGGGAGUGUCUCAUAUUGAACCGGGAGGUCUUUCUUUCCGCGAUGUUCUUAACAUCCUACACAAUCUUCAAGGUGAUGUUGUUGCUGGAGACGUCGUUGAACUCAACCCACAACGCGAUACUGUUGAUGGAAUGACUGCUAUGGUAGCUGCUAAGUUGGUCAGAGAAAUGGCUGCAAAGAUUGCAAAAUGA